Owenia fusiformis is the source of this 1670-nucleotide messenger RNA. Lineage: Eukaryota; Metazoa; Annelida; Polychaeta; Sabellida; Oweniidae. The record is from the annotation of a GenBank genome assembly.
AUAAUAUUUUCGUAGCUUUCGAUAGGAUAACACCAGAAAUAAAAAAUGAAACUGAGGGUUAUGACGUUUAUGUUACUGGCUGCUGCAGUGAAUGGAGCGAUUGUGAGACCGAAUACACUUCGGGAAAAACGCAUGACAGAGCAAAAUGGUGGUUCCAACGAAUGUUUCUCAUGUAGUAGUUGGUGGGAGGGCGUGUGUAUGAAGGGAGCCAUUCGAGAUGAGGUGCGACCGUGGGUUGCCAGUGAGUCCUGCCCAUCUGGUAGAUGUUUCAUCAGGAGACAGUUCGAGACAAAUAUGCCGGUGUACUAUAGAGGAUGUGCCGAUCAUUUUCCUGGACUUGACAUGUUUACGGAAGAGGGGUGUGUCUCCGGGUCAUUCACUCCCUAUGGUUGGGUGGAUCAAUGGUGUUUCUGCAACGGAGGGUUUUGCAAUGGACAAAGUUUCAAAGAUUUAGGCGGCACUGAGCUUGAUGAUAUGUACGACUAUGUGGAUACUGAAAAUGACGUUAAUGACGUUGAUCAAGAUCAAAUUGAUAUGCAAGGUCAAGGUAACAUGCAAGGACAGGGUGACAUGAACGGCCAAGGUGACAUGGAGGGACAGGGAAACAUGCAAGGACAAGGUGACAUGAACGGCCAAGGUGACAUGGAGGGACAGGGUAACAUGCAAGGACAAGGUGACAUGAACGGCCAAGGUGACAUGGAGGGACAGGGUAACAUGCAAGGACAAGGUGACAUGAACGGUCAAGGUGACAUGCAAGGACAGGGUGACAUGAAGGAACAGGGCGACAUGCACAAUCAAGGAGAUACACACAGCAUGCAAGAUGGUGACCAUAAUAAUAACGAUGGAACAAUUGGUGAUGUAACCGAUGGAACUAUGGCCACGGCAAUGAUAGACAACAACGUGGACACUACUACAGUCCUUGAUGCCAACUUAACAAAGACCGGUGGUGCUGACCAUGUCUUCUGCUACGACUGCUCAAGCUGGUGGGAUGUUUGCAGACGAUUUGGUAUUGCAGACGAUCACAAAUCAAUUGUCUCAAAAACAGAGUGUUCAAGCAAGAAAUGCUUUAUCAGAGAAGACAAGGAUGGUGCUGUGUACCGAGGAUGUGCAGAUGGAUGGCCUGCACUAGCUGACUACACAAACUCGGGCUGUGUCAACGGAACUGACGUAGGCUCCCCUUGGACCACGCAGUGGUGCUUCUGCGAUAGCGAUGAAUGCAAUGGAAUAGACUAUGCUGACAUACAAGGCACGGGUGCAGCCGAACUGACCAGCACACCAAGACCAUCAACGAGUGGCCCAUAAGAGGAAACAACCAGGGAUGCAUUGACCCCAACACAGGAACACAAGGGGUAACCGACUGUAUCGGCCUUGCCACGGGCAACUAUCAAUCUUGUCGAACAUGCAGUGGCUACGUACAAUGCGUUGGAACAACACUAUACGAACAAUCCUGCCCUAAUGGAACAGUCUGGGACGAUUCUAUUAAAAACUGUGUUUUUAGUUCAACGACUUGUACUAUAUCUAGUAGUUAACAUACACAAUGCACCAUGAGUUAACAAAUGACUUUAAUAGUUGCUUUUAAAGCCCUUCGUAGAUAUACCAUUGACAUAUAUUUAGUCCUAUAUGAGUUUUGUACACAUUGUAUUACAUAAAAAGUAAAACCAAAAACAUUC